Entelurus aequoreus (snake pipefish) is the source of this 648-nucleotide messenger RNA. RefSeq names its product rho GTPase-activating protein 27-like. NCBI's taxonomy places the organism in Eukaryota, Metazoa, Chordata, Actinopteri, Syngnathiformes, Syngnathidae. Bases 118 to 648 code for a protein of 176 amino acids. The transcript has 3 exons. The record is from RefSeq and is a predicted model, not a curated record. Gene Ontology annotation, molecular function: protein binding.
UUGAUGCCGUUUAGAAGCAGACAUAUUGGGAAGUACUACUAAUAACAGACUUCCCAUUUUUGUGACCACAGUGUGUGAAAAUGUGUCACAAGGAAGAAAUAGGACCGAAGGAGAAACAUGCGAGUCUGUCAGACGCCAGUAGAAACCUUCUCGCAGCGUAUGGUGGCCAACAUGGAGCUGGUGUUGGUGCGCCAUGGAUUUGAGUACCGGACUCGGGACGGUCGGCUUGUGUCCAUCAAGCCCGACGAAACCUACUUCCUGGUGUCCAGGACUAACCAACACUGGUGGCAGGUGCGCUCCCACCAGGACCACGCCAGACCUUUCUACGUCCCCGCUCAGUACGUCAGCCAGCUGGCCUCACCUGCAGACCUUGGAGAUCCCUGCCAGCGUUCCCCGUCUGCUUCCUGUGGGGACCAGGCAGAGACCACACCUGCGCCACACCCAGGUGAUGGUGCACCUGAUGGUGAAGACGCCUAUGGGGAGGUGGAGUUGAGCGGUGGAGAAGAUGAGAGCCGUCAGUCUUGGUCCCACCUUUAUGAUGUCAUGGCGGAGGACAACAUCACACACAAGGUGAGGAAAACAGGUCGAGUGGGCUGGGUGGCAGGAAGGAGUUCAGGCGGCAGCCACGCCCGGAGACCUGCUCCCUAA